Amoebophrya sp. A25 is the source of this 3628-nucleotide messenger RNA. NCBI's taxonomy places the organism in Eukaryota, Dinophyceae, Syndiniales, Amoebophryaceae. The record is from the annotation of a GenBank genome assembly.
CAAGAACAUGGAUCGUUCAUGUACUUAAUCGAUGUUAGUGCUAGGAGUGGCGUACCUUUUCCUGUUGUGUUGUGAUUCUUUAUUUCAUCGGUGUGAUAUUUAUCUGAAGAAAAAUAUAUACUUACCUCAAUAACCAUGGACAUCAAGAACUCCGUUUAUUUGUUGUUCUUCUUGUUCUUUUUUCUUGCCGGCACAUCAUUAUCAUUAAGUAGUCUAGCUCUGGUUCAGGUUCAACAUCGAAAACAAUAUCUUCCGAAAUUUCCAUAUUAAUCCGAUAUUACCAAAAUCAAUAGACAAUGUAGUCCCUUGAAGGUAUUCAUUUCAUACGUCGACGACCGCUCCCGGACCCGGAUCCACCUUCUUAUUUUCCUAUCGAGUUCUCAUCUCGACAAACCGCUUUGAAAAGAUGGCCGAAAAGAAGCCGCUCGUUGUUUGCGUCACCGGCGCCGCUGGCCAGAUCGGUUACGCUAUUACCCCGAUGAUCUGCAAUGGAGAUAUGUUCGGUAAUUUUAGAUAUGCUUAGCUCCUGUUGAUGUAGUUAAAUCCUAAUUUUGUUUAAUGAUCUGCUGCUCCUGGAGCUGGAUGAAACAAGACAAAUAAUUUAUAAUACGAGUAGAACAAAGACUAAGAAAGAAGCGGAGUUCUGAUUCGGCACGCAGAGGAGACGAGAUACUUGAUCAUUUCUCCGACCCAACGAACUAGACCAGGUAAAGACCAGCCGAUCAUCCUGCAUCUGUUGGAUUUGCCAUUUUGCAUGGAGAGCCUUGGUGGCGUAGUAAUGGAGAUCGAGGAUGGAAACUAUCCUUAUGAGAUCAAUCGGAUAUUACAAGACAAGUAGCUUACUUUUUCACGAGCUCCAGCUCCACAAUCUCUUAUUUUCAAUCAAUCUGUAGUUGUAAUUCAAAUAAUGCUGGUUCUGCUAAUUGUUCGUCAAACAUGAAAAUCCGAGGUUUGGGUUUGCAAAAUACAAGUGAAAGUGUCGUCUAAUCCUGACUCGUCUACGGAGUUGUCGCAACGUCUGAUGUUGGCAAAGCUUUCUCUGGUGCUGACUGCGCAGUGCUUUUGGGCGCUUUUCCGAGAAAACAGGGUAAGUAAGAAAAAUUGUAUCUUUUCACUGCACGUGUAAUUAUGGCUAGAAGCAUCUUCCAGGUCUUCCUCAAUUCGUUGUACUUACACUUCAUGCUCUACCUAGUGUUGAUCUACUUUUUUCUUGAGUCAUUACUAGGAUCUUAAUGACCAGACGCCCUUACUGCAAGGUAUGGAGCGCAAAGAGCUGAUGGAGAAAAAUAUUGGAAUUUUUAAGGCCAUGGGUGAAGCCGUCGAGAAGAACGCAUCUCCGAAUAUCAAAGUUCUCGUCGUCGGAAACCCCGCCAACACGAACGCCCUCAUUAUGAGCAACUACGCACCCAAGGCACUUGAUUCUUUUUUUGGAUUCUCUCCUCGAAACUUAAUUCAAUACUAGCCCGGGGAAGUAGGGCAUCUAUUACGCGUGUAAGUAAGGGGAAUGCUUAAGGGGAGAGAGAAAGAGCAGUCCUCGAGUGCAGUUGAAGCCGUAGCUUAUGUUGCUUGUUGAGUGAAAACAAGUAUGUUGUCGAUGCUGCUUUAGCAUUGUUCAGGCUUCAGAUUUCCCUCCUCCGUAAACACCCUGCACUCACCUACAACCGUCGUGCUAUGAGAUAUACCAGCACUACGUACUACAAAGUCAAUACUUCUACACCAGGUUCCCAAGGCAAAUUUCACGGCAAUGACGCGACUUGACCACCACCGUGCACUCGGGCAGAUUGCGUUGAAGGUUGGAUGCAGCGUAAAGGAUGUUCAGAAUGUCAUUAUCUGGGGAAACCAUAGUUCCACACAAUACCCGGACGUGAACCACGCGACAGUUCAAUUAAGGCUGUAGCUGAUCCAUCGCUAUAGAGAUUCCUCAACAGUGUAGGUACAUUCCAAUACAAGGGAGAUAAUUAGUGGGAUAUUCUUUUUCUUGCGGGAUCCCUACGGGGAUGAAAAGGGGAAAGCUCGAAUCCAAGGAAAGCCAGUGCGUCAAGCCCUCGCCAACGACGCCUAUCUCAACGGCGAAUUCAUCGAGACUAUUCAGAAACGUGGAGCGGCCAUUAUCAACGCGCGUAUCCUUUUCUUGAGCAUGUUUUUGUAGAACUAGUAGUCUAGAGUUCUUGUUGAAUAGCGGGCCUUCGACUUACAACAUCAACUUUUGGUGAUACAUGAUUGCUUGGAUCUUAUAGAACAUAAUCCACUACUAGUACAGUAACAGUUACAUCGUUCAUCUUCAUCUUGCUCGCCCUCGCUCUCUGUACUACAGGUAAAGCGUCUUCCGCUCUGUCGGCAGCUCGUGCUGCAGUAACGCAUAUGCGAUCCUGGUUCUGCGGCACCGCACCAGGGGAAUAUGUGUCAAUGGGCGUGCUCUCCGAUAGCAAUAGCUACGGCGUGAAGCGAGGCACUUUUUCUUCAGAUGACAUAGACAUAUGUUUCAUCAUGAUUUCACUCCACUUUUCAUAAGGUGACACCAUUGCAUCGGGCUCGGGAAUUGUCUUGUUCCACGACAAAAACUUCGACCUCGUAAGAACUUGCCUUGCCCUAAUACUCGUUGGAACCAUCAACUAUCCACCUUCACCAACAACUUCAUCUACCAGGUCUGAUGUAUUCCUUCCCUUGCUCUUGCAAGGACGGGCAGUGGUCUAUCGUUGAUGGACUCAAGUGUGACCAGUUCUCUCAGGCAAAGAUGAAGGUUACAGAGGACGAGUUACAGGAGGAGAAGGAUUUGGCCUUCUCGCUCUUGUAAAGGACCUCUCAUAUUACGCAUUCCGCGAGCAUCAUAUUUUCCGUGUUUUUACAAAUCAUGUUGCAGCCAGGGUAUGCAGCACCUGGUCGACGAUGAAGUAGACUAGUCUGAAUUUGCGUUAUUAGUCCAACGAGAAGAUUGUUUGUGCAUACCGCUCCUAUGAGCGUCCACCAGGGAUUGGGAUAGAUUAAGUGUAACUAAACUAAAGAGGUAGAUCAAGGGGACGAGGACCGCAUCCUGCACAGUUCUAUCAUUGCAACUCUACAACUACUUUUCAUGCGAACUACGGUUGAUAUGUAAUGAAAUGUUUUUCAGUCCAAGUAGUUCAAGUUUAAAAAUUCAUUUUUUCUGAACGUUAGUACGCUCGUGUGCCUCCGCCUCGUUUUCCUAUCACAACCACGACCAAAACGUUUGUUCCUCGACACGUUUAUAAACGGGUCAGCAAACACAAGGGGAGCAGCUUCUCACUUUAAUUCAAAUCCGCUGAACACGAUCAGAAUCUUGAUUUCCAUGAUUAACGAUUCAGUCUUCCUCACCAACGCCACUGCAAGAAGAUGACGUCAUUCAUCUGAGCCUACUAGAUUGUUUGCAGCUCAUUAUUAAGUAUUCGUUGUCCUGAAUAACGGAAGUGUGCCUGAUCCCGGUGACAGAUUCGUUGGAUCCCGCAUGCUCUGGGUCACUCUUGCAAUAUUGUCUCACCACAAAUUGUUCCUCGUGUAAUCAUACAAUUUCGCCGCGCGAAUACAUUCAAUCUGAAGUUACCGACAUUUUUGGCGUGGGGCGGCAGCCAUGAAGAACGUUGGAAGUAGAUGUGGUCUCCGGUGCAAGACCGAC